This is a messenger RNA of Cercocebus atys (sooty mangabey), 3667 nucleotides long. RefSeq lists its product as uncharacterized. Lineage: Eukaryota; Metazoa; Chordata; Mammalia; Primates; Cercopithecidae. The record is from RefSeq and is a predicted model, not a curated record.
AAAAAAGAUUGGAGAUGUAGAAACUGACGGUGGAGAAAGGCAUUUAGUGCUGUACGCAGGUGUCCCUCUUCAUUUCGACCUUUAUUAGUGACUUGAAUGAGGCUAUUCAAGUUUGCAGAUACAUAAAGCUCUAAAGGAGAGCUAAGUUCUAAAAGGUUUAAUACAGGUGGGGAAAUGGGUCAAACCCAACAAGGUGAGAUCUGUUAAAGAUCAGUGUAAAGUCCUGCUUUUAUCUAAAACAAAACAACGACAUACAUACAAUUUGGAUAUGACUUUGCAAUGGAUAUUGUCUAAAAGAUCAGGGGUUUCGGUUACCAUCCAGCUUCACGGGAACCAGCAGUUUUGGGGAGGUUGCCUGAAGAGCUUCCAUAGUGCAGCUCCCAGAUGGAGGGAUUUUGGUCACCCUGGAGACUGGGCUAGUUCUUGGUGCUCUGUCUCUGCCCCAGUCCUGACUAGGGGCUGGAGACCACAGAUGGAAGGAAGGGAGCUGACGAUACCCAGUCUGGAGCAGUUGAAGAUGCAUUGCUCCAGAUACAAAGCAGAAGUAGGGUCUGCAAACCACAGGCAGGUAGAGGGGAUGAUGGUUAAAAGUGCAAGCCUUGGAGUCAGAGCUGGCUUCAGAUUCUGGCGCCAGCACUUCUUAGCAUCAACCUCUCAAACUUCAGUUUCCCCAUCUGGAAAAUUGAGAUAACGACUGGACCUACCCCUUCACUGGCCUGAAUGACAUAAGACCCUUAGUGGAGCACUUAGUAAAUGGCAGCUGUAUAUAAGCUGUUAGAAGCUGGGUAUGAGGAAGAACUUCCAACCAUCGGAGUUGUUCAUCAGUGGAGCAAGAUGGCAAAGAGAUUUCCCCUGUCCUUGCAGUUGUGUGCUUGUGAGGUGGAGUGGUCCUGGCCUCUGAGUGCAGUUUGGACUUCUGCUGAGGAAAGAGCUCUUAGGGAGUAGGUGCUUAAGGAGUAGACUGUCUGACAUCCUUGGUCUAGACUUGGACAAGGGCAGCUGCUGUGAAGGCUUGGCUAGAUCCUGGCAUGGGCUGCUGUGUAUGUGCUGGGGGAGGUGGCAAGUAGGGGGAUGCAGCAACACAGGGCCUAUCCACACAUCCUGAAGGACAGGCCUCUGACUGCAGGCAGCACAGUGUCACACUCAACCCACCUUCUCCUCUUCAGAUACCUGUCUCUUGAAUUCUUUGCCAGCUCCCCUCUGCUGGGUGCUGGGUGAGCAGAGGGGCUGCUUGCAAGGCAGUGAGUUCCAGCUGAGCCAGUUAAGAGUGAGUGGCCCCCCUGCAGUGUGGGGCACAGCCGGCUGGGGAGAAGCUCCCAUCUGAGGCUUCAGUCCUUGAGCUCAGAUGGACCCCACUGGGAUGCCAGCUAUCCUAACCGACUCCGUUGUUCCCACUUUCUUAGCAGGGGGAGAGAGAGAGAGAGAGAGGAGAGGGGGAGUGGGGGAGAGAGAGAGAGGAGAGGUGGAGAGGGGAGAGAGAGGAGGGGGAGGGAGAAGAGAGGAGGGGGAAGGGGAAGGGGGUGGGGAAAGAGGGAAGGAGGUGGGAGAGAGAGACCUUUGAUGAUCUGUCCUUUGCAUUCUACUCCUAGCUACUUCCAGAAAGCAUUUGAGGAAGCACCAGUACAGGGAUAAGAGAUGAAGAGACAGGCCAGGUCAGGCUCACCAAGCAGCUUUUUAACAGCGCCCGCUCGGCCUCAGAACCGCCCGGAGAGGAGCCGCCCUGGAUGGACAGAGGGACGAGGGACGAGCAUCUACCCAGUCGUGUCCCGGCUGCCCCGCAGUCGCCUCCAACACCCGCUGCUGCCCGCCCGCUGCCUGCCUGCCUGGCAUCUCUCUUUCCCGGUGGGUCCCCACUCAUCCUUCCACCCCUCAGUUCCUCCUCUUUGAGGAAAGGGCCUCCCCGCUCUCUGCCGUGUCUGUGACUGGCCUGAGACCCCCCUGGGGCAGGAGGGGUGGUUGUGGAGGGAAAGAGCCCAGAGUUAGGAGGUGGAAUGUGGGGUCCCACAGCUGCCCCCUCUCUAACUCCCUGCUUCCUCCUUUGCCCUCCUUGGCCCAGCUGGGCCAGGAUGGGGGUGGGGGUAGCAGUGGGCACGCUCUGUCUUCAGGAAGCCACGCUAGACAGAAGGGGCCACUCCCUCUCUGUCUCCCUUGUCCCCGCACAGACACUGCCUUCCUCUCAGGGCUGUGCUGGGCUUUCUGCUGAGCAGUGUUGGGUGAGGCAGGUGGGCCCAGGGGGGUGGGAAGGGCUGUCAGAUGACCAGUGCUGUGUGUGGGUUGGGGCCCCUGCUGCGAACACAUCCCUGCCCACCAUGCUGGCAACUGGGAUCCCCUCCAUCCCAUCCCAGACCCUGGGAACCCAGUGUUCUCCAGCAGGGGAGGGUGAAAGACCCACACUCAUUCCUGAAGAGCAGGGAGCUUGGAGAGGGGAGGGAUGCUGGCUGAAGACACCUGGGCCUCUGCCCCAGCAGGACAACAGGAGGGCCAGUGUCACCUUCUGCUCCUUUCCCUGCUGGGGGUGGCAGGGGUCCCUUUACCUCAUUCUUGACCCUUCCCCAGGGACCUUGACCCCCUUACCCCACCCCCCAUCAUCUCUCUGUCCUGAAGUGAGGGUUUGUCACCGUCCAUGGCAAGGUGUGGUGCCUGGUGGGCUCUGUAACCUGCCCUCUCUCUGGGUGUUUAUUCCGCAGCAGAGAGGGGCCUGUGGUCUAAGCGUAAUGGUGGAAAUCCAGGCUUCCUUCCAUGGCCCGAGGACGCCUUUCUAGAGCAACAGAGUUUUCCUGGGACUUGGCCUGGCUUUUGUUAAGGCAGGUCCUAGAUUUACUCAGAAGAUGGGCCCCGGAGAGGAGGAGAGGAAAGAAAUAUCUGUCAGUCAAACAUGAAACCCACUGAUGACACUGCCUGGCAGAGCUGCCUCUGGUCAGCAGUUACCCUUCACCCCCCAGCUCCCAAGUCCUCUUCCUGAGGGAACCGGCCCUGCUUUAUGGAAGGCUCCACCUGUGUUCCGCACCCUGGGUCCAUGGUCCCUCACUUGUCACAUGGGACAAUGGUCACCCUCCCUCUCUGCCUGCCCUGCAGGAUACACUGAGAUGAAGGUCAGGAAAUCUACUGGCUGCAGAGCCAGGGGCCAUGCAGGAGUGAGGGACGGUCUGGUCAAGUUGAGGCUCUGCCCUCACCUCAGUUUCCCCACACAGGCAUGAGACUGUCUUCCUGACUCUCAGAGAACAGGGCUGAGAUGGGAUGAAGGAACACAGGGAAAGCAUUUAGCACCUCUGAGUGCUGUGUGGAUGCGACCUGGAGGGUCCUGGCAAUCCACUCUUUAAUUCUAUCUGGCCUGUGCAUCCUCCUACAUCCAGUUGCCCCGUGGGGGCCUUUCACAGGGCCUGGCUUGUGGAUGUGGGGUUUGGCGUAGGGCAGUGUUUCUCACAUGGGAAGUGCACUGGGAUUCUUCAGGUUGGGGUGGGGCCUGCGGUUCUGCAUUUCUAAUCAGUUGCCUGGGACUGGCUCUAAUUCUUGUUGAAUUUAGAAUCACUUGUGGAAUUAAGAAAAACAUACUGGGCCAGGCAUGGUGACUCAUUCCUGUAAUCCCAGCACUUUGGGAGGCCGAGGCGGGCAGAUGACCUGAGGUCAGGAGUUCGAGACCAGCCUGGCCAACAUGGUGAAACCCCAU